AUGGCUAGCGCUGCACGACGAGCGCCGCUCGCCAGCAUUCCAAAUGCCACCAACAGCCCGCACCGCCUGCUAACCAACAGCGGCUCCAAACGUCCCCGACACCAGGCCAAUGUCUCGCAGCAGGAGAACGAACAUCCUCACAAGCGUCUCGCCGUCGACAGAGCAGACAAUGGCCCUGCCACCCCUGCUCGUCCGACUGCUGAAGGUCAAGUCUUCGAGCGAGGCAAUGGUACCAUUGGCUCGACUGCCUUUCAGAAAAGGCUAGUGGCUGCUAGAGAGAAGACCAGCAUGCGUGUUACCAAAAACGUCGAAUCUAACUCAAAGGAAGACUCGAUCAGACAAUGGCAGAAGCACUACAGAAGGCUGUUUCCGACCUACAGUUUCUACUUUGACAGUGUUGGUGAUGAUGCCAGAGCCCGUUUCGUGCGCCACAUAUCGGCCCUAGGAGCGAAAGAAGAGAAGUUCUUUUCGAAAUCCGUCACCCACAUCAUCACCACCCGUUCCAUCCCUUCAGAAGAUGUCUCCUCUGCUGCAUCGGCCUCGUCCGGCCAGGAUGACCAGCUACAGACAAUCAAUCCGUCACUGCUCGAUAAGACCAUCCGACAAAGAAGAGAGAAUGUCAACGUUGACAUCCUCCACCGCGGUCGUCAGAUGGGCAUGAAGAUCUGGGCGGCAGAAAAGCUGCAACGUGUAUUGACCUCGAUACUGGACGACGGCUCAAGCCAGACCAGUCGUGCUCCUGCGACGCGUCCGCAGGAAGAGUUGUCGCAAGCGCUGCGGAAGGACAAGAUUGCCGCAUCAGAGAGGGACCAGCCCAGCCAGCUGCGUGAUCUUGUUCCCUUCAAAGGCCCUUAUAUCUAUGUCCACGACAUGGAUGAGAAGUAUCGGCCAACUAUGGUUCGUGAAUACAAGCCAGCUCGCCGCGGAGAAGGAGAAUGGCCGCAAUUCCGGUCCGCCGCUGUAGGGAAAUGCCCUUUUGUGGAGGAUCCAGGGUACAAACAACGAGAAACAGAGCAAGACAGGGCCCGCAGAGCCGCACAGCAGCGCCGAACCCAGGAGAUGCAGCCUCCACGCCGAGUCAGUCCUCGGAAGGCUCUGAGAGAAGUCCACCAUAAUCCAGCGCCGACGCCUGCCACCAUAAACCCAGCCCACCUACAUAAACGCGCCGAUUCCAACCUGUCAUUCCCACCUAUGCCUCAACAGUCUGGGGACUUCCUGCGCGCACCGGGCUCACUGCUUUCCAUGUCACGCGAGCCUGCUGCUUCUGGCAUUCAACCUUCCAAAAUGACAUCUGCCAUUCAGUCCAACAUGAUCUCCUCUACCGCUGCCACGGGCGUCAAAAGCACCACCAGCAAAGAAGUUCAUGAGCUCAAGCGCAAGGUCCUCGAGCGCACCAAUACUGGCUCGCUCUCCGUUGGAUCAAUUCCAUCCUCGCACCGCAUGAAUGAUCUAGCGGGCACGUUGAAGAAUGCUAGAGCUCCUCCGCCGACGAGAGCCGCCAAGAGUAAAGCCCAGGAAAAGCUCGGGGUCGUCGAGGAGGAUGACGAUGAAUCUAUGCAACCGAAGAUGAAACAGAGCAAUAACAAGAAGAAGAGCAUGCAAAGAGACCCUAAGCCAGGGUAUUGUGAGAAUUGCCGGGAUAAAUAUGAUGACUUUGAGGAGCAUAUUCUCAGCAGAAAGCACCGCAAGUUUGCGACCACACAGAGUAAUUGGGAAGAGCUCGAUGCCCUUCUGGCAAAGUUGCAGCAACCAUGA
Cyphellophora europaea CBS 101466 is the source of this 1755-nucleotide messenger RNA. RefSeq lists its product as uncharacterized. The record is from RefSeq and is a predicted model, not a curated record. NCBI's taxonomy places the organism in Eukaryota, Fungi, Ascomycota, Eurotiomycetes, Chaetothyriales, Cyphellophoraceae. The transcript is spliced from 3 exons. Gene Ontology annotation, cellular component: Dbf4-dependent protein kinase complex; nucleus. Gene Ontology annotation, biological process: regulation of cell cycle phase transition; positive regulation of nuclear cell cycle DNA replication. Gene Ontology annotation, molecular function: nucleic acid binding; protein serine/threonine kinase activator activity; zinc ion binding. Bases 1 to 1755 code for a protein of 584 amino acids.